Molecule: messenger RNA, 1202 nt
Organism: Centruroides sculpturatus (bark scorpion)
Lineage: Eukaryota; Metazoa; Arthropoda; Arachnida; Scorpiones; Buthidae
Product: methionyl-tRNA formyltransferase, mitochondrial-like
Exons: 10
Coding region: 102-1184 (360 amino acids)
Biological process (GO): conversion of methionyl-tRNA to N-formyl-methionyl-tRNA; biosynthetic process
Cellular component (GO): mitochondrion
Molecular function (GO): methionyl-tRNA formyltransferase activity
Source: RefSeq, a predicted model, not a curated record
AUGGAAUAUAACAAAUUUUAAACACGUGUGAAAUGGAUGAUUGACACGUUUUAUUAGUUUACUCUUCAGAUGAAACUGUCAGUUAAAAUAGGAUUUAUAAAAUGUAUUGUGUUUUAGUAAAUCGAAAGAAUGUAAUUAGUUGUAUCGAUAAAAUCCCUUUAUUUCUCAAGUUUUAUAACUUUCACAUUAAAAUCAGAUUUAUCCAUAAAGCAUGUCCACCUUGGAAAGUAGCUUUUUAUGGAAGUGACAGUUUCUCGUUGGAAACUUUGAAAGUUCUGAAUGGAAACAGAUUGGGAGCAAACAAACCACAUGUUGUAGAAAGUUUAGAUGUGAUUUGCCCCUUGGGAAAGAAUAUUAUAAACAAAUAUGCCACUGAAGCCAAGCUAAAUAUAAAAUAUUGGCCUUACGUAUUGCCAGAAGGAGUUUAUCAUGUUGGAGUAGUAGUAUCAUUUGGACAUUUAAUUCAGACCAAAUCAAUUAAUGCAUGUACUUAUGGAAUAAUAAAUGCACACCCUAGUCUGUUGCCAAGAUGGAGAGGAGCAGCACCUAUAGUCCACACAAUUUUGAAUGGAGAUGAGAUGACAGGAAUUACCAUUUUGCAAGUUUCACCAAAUAAAUUUGAUAGAGGGAAGAUUUUACUUCAAGAAAUAUUUCCAGUCGUUCCCAAUUCUACUUCAAGUAGUUUACAUUCAGAACUCAGCAGGAAAGCUGCAGAAAUGGUGAUUCAAGCUCUCUGUGAUCUACCAGAUUUAUUAAGAGAUUCAAAACCUCAGCAAGAAAAUGGAAACACACAUGCUUUUAAGAUACAUGAUUCAAUGGGUAAUUUGAAUUGGGACCAAAUGACUUGUCAGGAUAUCAGUAGGCAUUAUCAUGCCCUAAGUGAUUUUAUUGCAUUGGUUUCAAAAUGGAAAGGUAAUACCAUAAAAUUUAAAGAAUUUGUUGAUGUAAAUCUGGAGCAGUCCAUUCAUCAAAAUGUCUCUCCUGGAUUUUGUUAUUUUGAUAAAAAUUUGAAAGUUCUUGCCAUCAAAUGCAAGGAUGGUUGGGUAGGAUUUAAAUCCAUUCAACUGUUUGGAAAAAAAACAAUGAGUGCUUCAGACUUUCAUAAUGGAUUUCUAUCAAAAAUAGAAGAAAAAUACUGCAAACUGGUGAUAUCCAUUUACUAUGUCAUUAAUUUGAGCUUAUAACCACGCAUUGAGCAUGAC